Messenger RNA from Meloidogyne enterolobii, 1731 nucleotides. NCBI's taxonomy places the organism in Eukaryota, Metazoa, Nematoda, Chromadorea, Rhabditida, Meloidogynidae. The record is from the annotation of a GenBank genome assembly.
UACAAGAAAAUGGUUCGUCGUUUUAUUUCUCGUCAACUUAUCAAACAAAUAGCUGUGCCAAACAAAAAUCUAUUUCCCCUUCCAACAACCUCAAUAGACGAAAGGGAAGAAAAUUUAGUAAUUUUGAAGAAAAAAAGGCGAAGACAACAAGAUCCUUUACUUAAUAGAACUUUUGCUGAUAAAUGUGCACACCUGACAACAAUCAAUAACAGUACAGAAACUGUUGGAAUCGCUAAAUUAACGUUGCCUCCAAAAGCUAUAGUCAACCCUCGAGUUACCAAACUUUCUAAACUGCCCCUGGAUGCUGUAGAAGCUUUGGGAGGAAUACUUUUGGAUAGUAGAGUUCCUCCAAAACAAUUACAGAGAGAGGCUGAUGUGUUAUCAAACCAAUUAGAUCAACGUCACUUCCCUCCAAGCAUUGUAGAAUUUCGUCAAACUCGCCGUGAAAUUUUGGAUGAAAUUUUCGAAGAAAAUCCAGCAUUUUGUUACGAUUACAAUAUUUAUCAAAAUCGCCCUUUUAUCGAAACCCAAUUAGCCAAAUUAGUUCAGAAAAGAUUGGCUGUUAGAAGAUACAACUGGAAACCUUUAAAAUUUAAAGAUUUGAGACAAGCAACUGUUUAUUGUCUCUCAAGGUUUGGAGGUCACUUUGCUGAAAUGAAGCGGGUGCUUGCCGAAUUUGAUAGAAAUGGAUUUGUUCCUGAAAAAAUAUUGGAUUUUGGAAGUGGAAUAGGCUCGUCUUUUUGGGCAGCAUAUGAAAGAUGGGGCGAUGCUGUUCAAGAAUAUUCAUUAAUAGACAAUGAUUUAUCUAUGCGGCAUUUUUCUAUUGAUUUAUCAAGGGGCCCUAAUUAUUCAAAUAAUGGAGAAUUAAUUUCCAAAAAUUUAUUUUUUCGAAAAGAACUUUUUCCUUCACCAAAACACACUUACGAUUUGGUUAUUUUGCAUAGAACGCUUAUUGAAAUGCCAUCACAAGAAGCGAGGAAAGAAUUAAUUGAGAAGCUUUGGAAACGAACAAAAAAGUAUCUAGUAAUAGUAGAAUCUCCAAUGCCAGAUGCUUUCAAAGCCUUAAUUAAAAUCCGUGAUUUUAUUUUAACUGCUGGUUAUGAUUUUGACUUGGAAAAAACAAAAGAAUUAUUGUAUGAAUAUAAGGCUAUAGAUCAAGAUACCAUUGAAAUGUUGUCUGACAAGAAUUUGCAGACAUAUGAAAAAUAUUGUAGAGCUAGAGAAUUGUUACCUGAAGACGUCAAAAUUCCAACUCUAAUCGACCCCGGUCACGUCUUCGCCCCAUGUCCUCAUGAUAAACGAUGUCCAAAAAUACCCAAAAAAGAAUCUUGUAAAUUUUCUGUAAGAUGGCAAGAAUUUCGUGCAGAUCACAAAACAACAAGUUUAAAUAAAGAUGGAACAAAUGUUGGGGAUUUUAGUUAUCUUAUUAUGGCUAAAGGUGAACGGUCAAAGGAAAAAGAGGAAAAACACCCAAGAAUUUUAAAGUUAGAAAGAGGUCAUCGUUGUGUUAAUUGUCACGUCUGUACGGCAGCUGAUGGAUUACAAAGAUUUAUUGUGGGUAAAAGAACAGACAAGAUAUAUGCAAGAAUAAGGCGUGCAAUGCCUUCACAAUUAUUGCCUGUUGAGUUUGAUUUAAUCAAACCCAAGCAAACGCUAAUUUGUGCAGAUGAUACAAAGGAGAGAAUAGAUGGAGGGAAGGAACAAUUAAAACAAGUGGCUUCAGCAGAGUAG